UCUGACAGAUGUCAUGCUGAGAAUAUAUCAAUUAACAAGUAUUCACAAUAUAAGACCUUCAAAAAAGGUAAUAACAAUCACUAUAGGGUGAAAUAGUUGUUGUGACUUGUAAUUAUUCAAAAAUAUUUCUUCUUUGAUAGUUUAAAUGAAGAACGUAUAGAGUAUGAGUCAGAAAGAAAGUACAACUGUUUCUUUUUCCCUUCAGGUGUCCUAAAUGUACAAAGAAUGAGAGUUGGGAUGGACAUAACCCAACACACCAAAUGUAAGUCAGUCUCUUAAUUUGAAACUGAUAUUAAGCAAUUGCAACACUUGUGUGACCAGUGGAUUAGUUUUCUUUCUUUGAAUUAGACACAUGACGGCCGCUUCUUCCCUGGCGCCGUUUAAGUUAAUUUGUGUGACUUGUGGAGGUGAUUUUGUUCCCGGUUGAACCUCUGCUGUCGGGCUGUUUUGCUUUGUUUUUCUUCAAGUUCUUAGAAAAAUUUUGACCUGAAUGUAUUUUUGCCUUUUUUUUCUUCUUUUUAACCAGCAAGAGAGUUUCAAAAAUUUAGAUUCUUUUCGUGGUUAAAAAAGAAAGGAAAAACAGCGAAAAAAAUUUCAGUCAAAAUUAAUCUAAGAUUUUGAAGGAAAAAAGAGUAAAAUGGCCCGACAACGAGGGUUCAACCGGGGCCUGAACCCCUUUCAUAAGUCACCCAAAUUAAAUUAAACGGCGGCAGGGGGGAGCGGCCGCCAUGUGUUUAAUUUAAAGAGAGCGAACUAAUCCGCUAACGUUGCCUGAGAAAGAGACGCAAAAUUAACCUACAGGUAGAAGUAGAUACAGGCUCUAUUGUUCUCAUAGAAUAACGUAGAUAAGUCAUGAUUUAUUCACAUCCCGUGAAGAAUGUUUAUCGCCUUGUCACACAUUACAACUGAAAUUUGACAUGAAUUCUCUCUCUUCUUUUAGUGAUCAACUCGAAGUUUACAAGAAGAAACAAGAUUUUUUUCAAUCAAGGAUUGUAAAAGAAAUAAAGUUUAUUUUUGUUGNCAAAAAUAUUUCUUCUUUGAUAGUUUAAAUGAAGAACGUAUAGAGUAUGAGUCAGAAAGAAAGUACAACUGUUUCUUUUUCCCUUCAGGUGUCCUAAAUGUACAAAGAAUGAGAGUUGGGAUGGACAUAACUCAACACACCAAAUGUAAGUGAGUCUCUGAAUUUGAAACUGAUAUUAAGCAAUUGCAACACUUGUGUGACCAGUGGAUUAGUUUUCUUUCUUUGAAUUAGACACAUGACGGCCGCUUCUUCCCUGCCGCCGUUUAAGUUAAUUUGUGUGACUUGUGGAGGUGAUUUUGUUCCAGGUUGAACCUCUGCUGUCGGGCUGUUUUGCUUUGUUUUUCUUGAAGUUCUUAGAAAAAUUUUGACCUGAAUGUAUUUUUGCCUUUUUUUUCUUCUUUUUAACGAGCAAGAGAGUUUCUAAAAUUUAGAUUCUUUUCGUGGUUAAAAAAAGAAAGGAAAAACAGCAAAGAAAAUUUCAGUCAAAAUUAAUCUAAGAUUUUGAAGGAAAAAAGAGUAAAAUGGCCCGACAACGGGGGUUCAACCGGGGCCUGAACCCCUUUCAUAAGUCACCCAAAUUAAAUUAAACGGCUGCAGGGGGGAGCGGCCGCCAUGUGUUUAAUUUAAAGAGAGCGAACUAAUCCGCUAACGUUGCCUGAGAAAGAGACGCAAAAUUAACCUACAGGUAGAAGUAGAUACAGGCUCUAUUGUUCUCAUAGAAUAACGUAGAUAAGUCAUGAUUUAUUCACAUCCCGUGAAGAAUGUUUAUCGCCUUGUCACACAUUACAACUGAAAUUUGACAUGAAUUCUCUCUCUUCUUUUAGUGAUCAACUCGAAGUUUACAAGAAGAAACAAGAUUUUUUUCAAUCAAGGAUUGUAAAAGAAAUAAAGUUUAUUUUUGUUGUUCUAAGAGUCAACGAUAAGCAAGUAAGUAUUUGA
Molecule: messenger RNA, 1960 nt
Organism: Porites evermanni
Lineage: Eukaryota; Metazoa; Cnidaria; Anthozoa; Scleractinia; Poritidae
Source: the annotation of a GenBank genome assembly